Molecule: messenger RNA, 4324 nt
Organism: Sycon ciliatum
Lineage: Eukaryota; Metazoa; Porifera; Calcarea; Leucosolenida; Sycettidae
Product: outer dynein arm-docking complex subunit 2-like
Exons: 30
Coding region: 227-3835 (1202 amino acids)
Molecular function (GO): protein binding
Source: RefSeq, a predicted model, not a curated record
CCAAAGAAACCAGAAAACGGCUUGCACACUUUCUCCGGACAGCGGGUACCCAGUGUUCAGUUUGCAUGGCGGCAGAGCUUCAUAUCUGGUAUUAGCAGGAGAGAACCGCUGGUUUCUCCUCUGGAAGAACUAGCAGUUGAAAGGCUUGUCUGCGUGCGCUGACACACAUCAUAUCCACAGCACGGCUCUGGCCUAGCCGACGCUUCGCAGUCAGGAACAAGGCAGAAUGGGGUCGACGGUGUCGGCCCGUGCGGAGUAUAACGAAGAUGGGUAUCUGGACUAUUCGCCGCGAAACCAAGCCUUGCUCGAGGACAUGGCAAAGUUUGUUCAGGAAAUGAACGAGAAGAAUCCACGUGAAUCCACCGUAAUCUUCGACCGGAACUUCCAGUGGUGUACCAGCUUGAGGGCGGACGAUUUUGCAAAGUUGCCCAAGAGCGAAGACCUUUUUGUCAUACAGGAUGGAAACGUAUCAUCGGUGGCUAAAACGAGAAGUGGCGACCCGUGCCUUGUCCUUUCCAAGGUGGAGAAGCUUACGGGAACGUAUAAUGUGCAUGGUUUCUUGAAGCGGUUUGGCGAGGACGACAAUGAACUUGGACAAAUCUUUGAAAUUCGCUGCUGGACGUUCGAGGGCUUCAAGCAUAUCUUGGAUGCCUCAGCUACCCAUAAGGAAGCGGAAAUAAAGCUUUGCCUUGAAGCAAACACUGAGCCGUUGACUUCCAUCAUGGGCCCGGGCCAUGUCAACAUGGGGGUUGGCACAUCUAUGCUUGACACUCACGAACGCCUGUUGCGAGAACGAGCACGCUCCUCGAAUGACCCGGCAGUGGAGGAGCUGGACAACAAGUUCCGACUGUGCCUUCUCCUGAACACCAUGGACGUCAAGUUGCUCAAGAACACCGUUCAUGACAUGAGGAAGAUAACACGGAUCACUCCAGAGUUAGUGGAUCGUGAAUUGGAGGUGAUAAGAAUGUAUGCUGGCACGGGUCAAUCCACAUCCAGCCUAGCGGACAUCAGCUACUCAUCAGAACUCAUGUUUGCGAACGGGACUCGAGCAUCUAUUCGGCGUCAGCCCAAAGGCGAUCUCUGCUUCAUUACCGUGAAGCCACACGAUGGUGCUGAGUUCUCCAUUGGUUGCAACUCUGCAGGCUACUAUGUUGCCAAGGAUCCCUCUCCGAAUGGCGAACCACCGCCGGAAGAAGAUAUGGUCCAGGACCUUCGCAAGCUGUUGAAGAAGCAAAGCGCACAUUUCUCGCAGACUUUCGGCAAGGAGGACUACAAACAGGGGAAGUACAACGACACGGUGCUGGAUCGUAGCAGGAUGAAGCAGACAGGUGUCGACGGUAAACUUCCAAGCAUUCGCAAGCUUAUGAUGCAUCGUCUUAUGAUGAAAACCGUCCAUAAUAUCGAGUUGGAUCCGGACAACAAGCUCGGACCGGACCAACGCGUUGAUGUUAAGCUCGAUCUACCGCCAACCCCUGCAGAACCAGAGAAGAGUGCCACAGAUGGCCCUACGGGCCCACGGUCGGGCGUAAAGAUCACCAAGGAGCCAACGCCUGAGCCUAUUUUAAGGGUGGACAGCAGGCGCCCAAUAGCCAGAGAACUGACGGUAGCGGAGAGAGCCAGAUUGCCUCGUUCGCCCCAGGCAAAGGUUUCUGCCAACAUCGACACCACCCUGCAGCACGAGAGGCGUCGCAAGAAGAAGAGGGAAGAGCCGGGACAGGACAUCUUCGGCAAAGACAUGGGGAUCUCCAAGUUCCAGCUGCAUAUGGAGCAUGCGAUGAGCUCACCAAGUGUUGCCGGAGACCGAGAUGAUCGCCAUGUUGCAGGCGGUGGUACUGGUUCUCGCAAUAGCAGGCUAAGAAACCGACCGGCGUCGGUCCCAUUGGAUCCGGACUACGCAACUGGUGACAGCUCAUCAGAGGAAGAAGAGGAAAACGACGACAAGAAAUUCAGCCAGGUUGUGGGUACUGAUACGUUUGCUGAGCUGCCAACUGAUUACUGGGGUGUAACCAAGCUGAUCAAGUACAUCAAGGGAGGCAAUAUGAACGCCACGCUCAUUUCGCUGUGCUCGAUGGCGGAUUAUCGCCUUAACAGUGACUCUUGCUUGCUAGCCUUCAAAGACAACGGUGGAAUAGAGAUUCUUGUCAACCUGUUGGGUGUCGAUGAUGACGAGAUAAAGAUGGGUUCACUGAGGAUCUUGAAAGAGAUCACAAGAAGCUCACACACGCGACACGUCAUUACAGACUGCAAGGGCAUUCCACUGCUGGUAAGCUGUGUGGACAACUUCAACUGGGAGAUAGUUGCCACAGCAGCUGAGACUCUGGCAAGAGUGGCUGCCUUUGCCAACGCACGCAAACAGUUACGUCACUACGGUACCAUACGCAAGUUUACACGAAUGCUGGAGCACGAGAAGUUUGAAGUGAAGAAGGCCGGCGCUCUGGGCUUGUGGAGGUGCAGUGUUGGCACAAAGAACAAAUCGGCGAUCUAUCACGCCAAGACGUUCUCGCACUUGGGCAAGCUGCUGACGUCGACGCAGGAGGAACUGCUAAUACCAGUGGUGGGCACAAUCCAGGAAUGCACUGUUCAGCCACGUUUCCAGCUGUUGAUGCGCUCAGAGGGAAUGGUCCCAGAACUGGUAAAGCUGUUCAGCAGCACCAAUCAGGAAUUGCAAGACCUGGCUGCCAAUGCUGUCUUCAAAGCUGCAGAGCAUGAAGACGUACGCCGACAAGUGAGGGAGUAUGGUGGCUUGCCACCACUGAGCAAGAUGUUGGCCGAGGCAAAGACGCCAGCGAUAGUGCAGUCCGUGACUGGCGCUCUCUAUCAAUGUUGCCACGACAGGGAGAGUGUCAACGUACUUCGCGAUUGCAAGGCGACUGACUACUUGGUAGCGCUUCUUGGCAAGGAGUCUGAGGACGUACUGUUGAACGUGACCGGCGCGCUGGGCUUGCUAGCGCAGGAUGCUGACAAUCGUACGACCAUCCGCAAAGCUGGUGGAAUUCUUCCUCUGGUUCGACUGCUGACUGGCACCAACGAGCGGCUUCUCAUCAACGUGACCAUGGCGAUACAGAACCUAGCGGCGGACCUGGAAUGUGUACAGGCAAUUGACAAGCAAGAUGGCAUCCGUUACCUGUGGUCAUUGUUGAAGUCCUCUAAUGAAAGUGUGAAAUCCGGUGCACUCUUAGCGCUGUGUCCAUGCAUGGAGAAAACUAAGGAGGCUGGUGAGAUGGUCCGGUCCUUUGUCGGUGGUCUGGAGCUUGUCAUCAAUCUUCUUAAGUCGACGAGUCUGAACGUGUUGUCAAACGUCUGUGCUCUGAUUGGCCGUAUUGCUAUGGACGAGGAGAACCUCGCAGUCAUCACCGAUCACAAUGUGGUGGCCAUGCUGUCGGAUCUGACAAACACGAUGGUGUAUGGAGAGUAUGAGCAGUUUUACCCGUUCACUUCGGCACUGAGGAGUCCGGAGACCGGUGCCUAUCUGACAGUGGAUGGUCUCCGACUUCAUCUCGCUGAGGCCAUUGCAAGGUGUUGCAACUACAGCCGGAACCGCGAAACGUUUGGAGAGUGUGGUGCUGUUGCCCCACUGGUCUCCUACCUGACCUCUCACGACGAGCACGUGCGUCAGGCCACCUGCAGAGCUCUCUAUCAGCUGUCACGCCACGCUGCCAACUGUAUUACUCUGCACAAGACUGGCGUUGUGAAGCCCUUGAUCAGAAUGAUGGCAUCCCGGAAUGAAGUGAUCCAGGAGAACGCGGCGUGUUGCGUCCGCAACAUCCGCCUGCUAGCAUUGGCAAAUGAGCGGCCCGACCUCGUGCAGUCGUUGGCAAAGGUGACCGUGCGAUAGCUGUGGCGAGCAUAACCGCGAAUACACGUCAAUGCGCUGCACAGUGUGCAUGUUGCUGACUGCCCUGUGUACAUGUACAACACACAUCAUCAUUGGCUGGCGGUCAUGGACAGUCGUCCAGCGCUGCUCCACAUUGAGACAUGCAGCAGCGGCACAUGCUCUCUCUUGGCCACUGCCGACCUCGCCCCCCCCCCCCCCUCUCUCUCUCUCUCUUUCUCCCCCCCCCCCCCCCCCCCCCGUCGCCCUUUUGUUUUCCUUAUCCAUGGUAGCCGCACUGCAAUGUGCCCAGUGAACCUUCAAGAUUUCGCAACUGCACCCGGCACAGGUGGACGAGGCUGUAUCUGAUGAGACUGACCUUAUCACUGAAUAAUGCACCAAGUUACUCCGCCUGUAAGCUGUUGAAAUGAUACUGUAGUGAAUAUCAAAUUCUGUCUCACUACUCCCUUGUACAGUUGGCAUUGGGACUCAGUUGAUCAUAACGUUAGACCG